Messenger RNA from Chaetomium strumarium, 387 nucleotides. RefSeq lists its product as uncharacterized. The record is from RefSeq and is a predicted model, not a curated record. The coding region runs from base 1 to 387 and encodes 128 amino acids. The transcript has a single exon. Lineage: Eukaryota; Fungi; Ascomycota; Sordariomycetes; Sordariales; Chaetomiaceae.
AUGGCCCCGCUCCCACCUCCCUCCCCGCUCCCGGAAUUCGUCUACAAGAUCACGCCCUCGGCCCCGCCCGACCCGAUCCCCGAGCAGUACCCGCUCUCGGACCUGGACCGGCAAGACGGCUUCGUGCACCUGAGCGCGGCGUGGCAGGUGCCCGUCACGGCCGACCUCUUCUUUCGCGACGCGCCGUCCUUCUACGUCCUCAAGCUGCGGCUGGCCAACUUUGCGCCCUCGAGCGUCAAGUGGGACGAGGUGGACGGCACCAACGGGUGUCCGCAUCUGUAUGGCAACUUUGGUGCGGGGGAUGUUGUUGCCAUGAGGGAGUUUACGCGUGGGGAGGGGCAGUCAUGGAAGGAGGUAUUGGAGGGGGAGAAGGCUUGGUUGGAGUGA